Hirsutella rhossiliensis is the source of this 1569-nucleotide messenger RNA. RefSeq names its product cation efflux family domain-containing protein. Lineage: Eukaryota; Fungi; Ascomycota; Sordariomycetes; Hypocreales; Ophiocordycipitaceae. Gene Ontology annotation, molecular function: zinc ion transmembrane transporter activity. Gene Ontology annotation, cellular component: membrane; Golgi apparatus. The transcript has 3 exons. Gene Ontology annotation, biological process: intracellular zinc ion homeostasis; transmembrane transport; zinc ion transport. The coding region runs from base 1 to 1569 and encodes 522 amino acids. The record is from RefSeq and is a predicted model, not a curated record.
AUGGCCGCGCCGUACGCCUUGCCAUCGUCGGCGCUUCCGCACGCCCACCAUCAACAUCUGCACUCGCACUCGCGCUCCCCAUCGUCGCUGAGCGCCUGGCGAGCUUCCAUGUCUCGGGAACCGCUGCCCGUGCACUUCGAGGACGACGCCCACGGCCAUGACCGCGCCCAGUCGCACUCUCGCAGCCACUCUCGCGGCCACUCGCACAACCGCAUGUCCUCGCAGGCCUCCAACACGAGUGCUACGCUCAUGAGGGACAAGCCGGCGCCCGCUGCCUUGGACACGCUCGACGGCUGGUCGCAGGAGAAGACGGCGGGGGGCAAGUUCGUCUUGACGCCCGGGCCCGGGGCUUUGACGACGCCAUACUCGCCCCCGAGGCAGCAUCACCACCACAACCACAACGACCAUCACUCCCCCCGACAAUGCAACCAUCAUGGCGCUGCCCACGCGCAUCCCGGCGACGACCAAAAAUCCCGGCCGUCGUUGUUCACGAGGGCCCUGCUCCCGUACGCGGCCCGCUUUCCCCUUCUCCACGCGAUCCUGGUUGAAAAGGACUCGAGGCGGAUAUUCUAUUUCAUGGCGCUCAACUUUUGCUUCAUGGUCGUACAGGCUGUUUACGGCUAUCUCACCGAUUCCUUGGGCCUGCUGAGCGACAGCAUACACAUGUUUUUCGACUGCGUUGCCUUGCUCGUGGGGUUGCUGGCAGCUGUGAUGAGCAAAUGGCCUCCGAGCCAGCGGUUCCCAUACGGCUUCGGCAAGAUUGAGACGCUGAGCGGUUUUGCCAACGGCAUUCUCCUUAUGCUUUUGAGCGUUGAAAUCGCAUUCGAGGCGCUCGAGCGCUUGUGGGAGGGGCAGCGGACAAAGAGGCUGGGCGAGCUCUUCAUUGUCAGCUCGCUCGGUUUGGCCGUGAACUUGGUGGGCAUGAUGGCCUUUGGGCAUCAUCAUCACGGACACGACCAUGGGCAUUCGCAUGGACACGGCCACGACAAGUCUUCCAACGACAAUAGUCCCAGCGCCCAGUCGCACAGUGGGCACAGUCACGGCCACUGCCACGACAACGACAACAUGCGCGGCAUUUACCUGCAUGUCUUGGCUGAUACGCUCGGCAGCGUCUCGGUCAUCGUAUCGACGGCACUUACCAGCUUGUGGGGGUGGUCCGGCUGGGAUCCGCUGGCGUCGUGCUUCAUCGCCGUCCUCAUUUUCCUGUCGUCGCAGCCACUCGUCCUCUCGUCGGCCAGACGACUGCUCCUAAGUGUCCCGGAAGAUUCCGAGUACAACCUGCGGAGUUCGCUGGGAGGGAUCCUGCAACAGCGAGGAGUCGUGAGCUAUACGGUUCCCAAGCUAUGGCUUGACGACCGAACCGGAGGUGACGCGAACAGCAGGCUCGUGGGCGUUGUGCACAUCACGGUGGCGCGGGGGGCUUCGAUGGACGAUGCGCGAAACCGAGUGCAGGAAUAUCUGCUGCGGGAAGGCAUCGACGUGGUGGUGCAGGUGGAAAGAGAAGGAGACGAGUGUUGGUGUGCAAAGACACGGACGCCGGCCACUCCGCGCGCGCCGAAGCCAUUCUAG